Dimorphilus gyrociliatus is the source of this 2091-nucleotide messenger RNA. The record is from the annotation of a GenBank genome assembly. Lineage: Eukaryota; Metazoa; Annelida; Polychaeta; Dinophilidae.
GGUUACACCCGUACUUCCUGUGUACGAGAGUCUUAUGAGUUUGUUUGAAGAGUUUUUUUGCCCUAACUUUGCUAUAAAUAUUCUAGAAACGCUGUUAAACGACUAAAGAAUAUAAAGAGUAAUUAUUUAAAUCAAUGUAAUAAUUUAUUUUUUAUUUCUACUUUCUGUAGAGUUACCAUCAAGAUUCAUCCUCUUCUGUUCGGUUCUUUUUAAUUCGAUAUGGCCGACGACGCAGUCAUUCCCGUGGAUGUUGAUUUUCUCUAUAAAGAACGAGAGGCAGGAAAAAGAAGGGUAAAACCUGUAGCAGCAAAGUAUACUCAACUGUUUGCGAAUCUAGAGAAUGAUGAAAGUGAUGUCGAAUUUGAAUGUCCCGAUUCAAAUUCAGCCUAUACAGAUAGUUCUGAGGACGGUAGACCAACAACUUCUGCUGAAUCGAGUGACGAAGAAAUAACGAAUACACCUAUUGAAAAUAAUGUCUCCUUAGAAAAUGAAGAAUUUUUCGAUAUGAAUUUAACUCCAAUUAUGAAUAGUUUAAAAAUUUGUAGCGUUUGUUUAAAAACGGAUAAUUCAGAUGAAAAUGAAAUCAUACAAUGCGAUAAUUGCGCUAUUCAGGUUCACGAAAUGUGCUAUGGUGUUCCUGAUACUUCUAGUUUAGACUCUGAUGCUUCGUCAGCCUCUACUGAGCCUUGGUUUUGCGAUGCUUGUAAGGCGGGGGUCGAACCGCAUUGUGAACUAUGUCCAAAUGAAUUUGGAAUAUUUAAGAAAGCAGAAAAUGGAAAAUUAGUACACUUAAUAUGUGCUUUUUACGUUAAAGGUGUACAAUUUCGAAAUACUGACACGUUCAGUCCAGUCGUUCUGAGUGGAGUACAAAAUUCUAGAUUUGGUGCCAGAAAUUGCGGUUUAUGCGAAGAUAAAAGACUAGCUAGAUCCGGUAUUUGCGUAACUUGCGAAGCAGGUAUGUGUAAGAGAAGCUAUCACGUGACCUGUGCUCAAAGAGAGGGUCUGUUGUUGGAAGAUAAUUCCGUAAACGAUUCAAAGCACGAUCCAUUUUACCUAUACUGUUUUCAACACAAUAAAAACGAAGAUAGAUACUCUCAAAAGAAGAACUUUACGUUAUCGCUGACUUUGUUAAAAUCAGAUAAGAAAAAACUAAUUGAAGUUGAUGAAAAUUCAAAACAGAGAAUGAUUAAGUACCUUCAAGCCCAUCGCGAAAAAUUUGAUAGUGAUGAAAAAAUUCGUCUUGAUUUAGACAGAGAAAGUUAUAAAUUAGAGAAUAGUAAAAGCGCACCAAAGGGGAGUCGUUCUGUCACAACAUGUCCUUACGCUGUAAAAAUGUUACUCAAAAAGGCUAGGGCAUCUGGAUGGGAAACUUCAGGUAAUGAAUUGCGUGAAGCGAACGCUCCUAAACAACUUUCCGUAACGCCAGCCUUAACGGGACACUUUGCUUCUUACUUCUUCGAUAGAGAAACGGUUAUAGCUAAUUUAAAGAGUGAUAAAACAAAAAAUGAGAAGAAAUGUCUUCGCUUGGAGAAGGAGGUUACCCGUUUAGAAGGUGAAAGAGAGGAAUUAAAACUUAUUAAAGAGCAAAUUAUAAACGAUUUAGUAAAUAUUAAAAACAAUGGAUAUAUGCUAUACUCCUGCCUCCAGAAAUUGCAACCGCAAAUACAUAUACCCUACUACCUUCAGCCAACGAUUGCCGCACCUAGGAUUACAAAUGGAAGUCCUUCAAAGAAGCUGGGUGUACAUUCAAAAAUAUCUGCUUAUGCUGACGAAGUUAGUCCAAAAAAAGGUAGACCUCAAAAGGAUUCAAAGAUCUCGUACGAUGAGUGUCGAGUUUGCAAGAAGAAGGCAAACAAGCCCAGUAGUGUUAAAUGCGAUAGGUGUCUUUAUAUUUAUCAUUUAAAAUGUUUAGAUCCGCCAUUGAAAAGAUCUCCUAAACAACCUGGAUACGGUUGGCAUUGUACUCACUGCGAUUCUUCUGAUAGUGAAGAGGAAAAUGAAAAUUCCAGGAAAAAAAGAAAAGUAACAAUGAGAGCUUCAAAAUAUCCUAGUGAUGACUUUGUAACGUGUCUAUGGGGAGAGGACGAUUAG